UUCGCACCACAGAGUCUCCAGCCAACUCCUGCGCUCCAGACGCCAACCACACUCCUUUCUCAGCGCCAUGGCCCCAGCCACCUGUCCACUCCUCUGCUCCGCUCUGAUGCUGCUGCUGCUCCUGGCCACCAGCCGCCAGGCUACAGGGACGGUUGUGGCCAGUGAGCUGCGCUGUCAGUGCCUGAGGACCCAAGAAAGGAUCGAUUUCCAGGACAUCCAGAGCUUGAAGGUGACGCCCCCAGGACCCCACUGCACCCAGACGGAAGUCAUAGCCAUUCUUAAGGAUGGUCAGGAAGUUUGCCUCAACCCUGAAGCCUCCUUGGUUCAGAGGAUCAUCCAAAAGAUACUAAAGACCGUCAAGUCCAGCUGAGCCAGGAAAGGAGGAAGCCCCUGAUCCUGAUGAAGGACCUGCCUUCUAAAGCAAAGAGGAAAAAAUUGAUCCUUCCAAAGACUGUCGGGAUGAGACUUCUGCUUGCUUUGAACAACUCCCGAGAGUCCAUAUUUAUUUAUUUUCCCCAAAGUGUAUGUUGUUGAUAUUUUAUAUGUAAAAUAACUAAGGGUAUAAUUGAACUUGCAAGAUGCCAUCAUGUUUACUGUUUAUUUAAUAUCAAACGUAGGUUUCAUCAAUCCUCAUUCUUAACUUGAAGGUUAAAGGUUUUCAGAUUCUCCCAGGGAAUUAUAUUCAUAUUUGUGAGGCAACCAUCCCAUGCUGACCAUUGUGAUGAUAGCUGGAGCAGUCAACAGGCAAAGGAGAUCAUUUAAUGUAGGGAGAAUAUAUGUGCACAUCUACUUUUGUACCGAUAAAAGACUAUUAGUUGUUAUUUAUUGAAAUGGCUUUACAGUGUCACGAUGAAUGAUCAACUUUGUGUUGAAGCUCCAAGAAUUGUCAUGUUCUAUAUAUUCCUUAGAUAUUUUAAGUGAUUUUUUAAGUCUCAAUGACUAUUUAAUGCUUCUAUGACUUAGAACUCAGAGGUUUAAAUAUUUAUUGGUAUUUUUACAAAGAAUUUGAAAAUAAAA
Molecule: messenger RNA, 1017 nt
Organism: Peromyscus maniculatus bairdii (prairie deer mouse)
Lineage: Eukaryota; Metazoa; Chordata; Mammalia; Rodentia; Cricetidae
Product: C-X-C motif chemokine 3-like
Biological process (GO): chemotaxis; immune response; defense response
Cellular component (GO): extracellular region
Molecular function (GO): chemokine activity
Source: RefSeq, a predicted model, not a curated record